Aphanomyces astaci is the source of this 210-nucleotide messenger RNA. RefSeq lists its product as hypothetical. The transcript has 2 exons. The record is from RefSeq and is a predicted model, not a curated record. The coding region runs from base 1 to 210 and encodes 69 amino acids. Lineage: Eukaryota; Oomycota; Saprolegniomycetes; Saprolegniales; Verrucalvaceae.
AUGUACUGGACGAACCACCACCACAUUCGCCGGUUCACCAAUUUGGCGGGGGACAGCAUGCAUGUCCACGUGUCCACGCGAUGGAGCUUUGUGAUCGUUCAAAGGACGAUCGAUGCGGAUAUGACAAGGGUAGCGAAUGCACUGUGGCAAGCCACGCUGGGAUUGAAGGCGCUUACGAAGACGUUGGCUCGCGUAUGCACAGUCGGCUAA